CUUGGACUGCAGCAGAGAAACCGCUGCAUCGAAGAAGACAAGAAAAAAUCUUCGGCGCGAUGCUUUCUAUCUCUGCUGCUGUGUAGAGAGGGGGGGACAAGGGAGCGGGCGACUCAUCGAGCUCGGUACGAUGCAUCUGCUCCUCUCUAUGAUGCUGCUAGUCUCUUCUGCUGAGCGCUGACAGGACUGAGGAUCUUUCCAGUUUGAGAUCAACUGUCUCUAUUUCAGCACUGUCUGCCUACUCCCAUCCAAUGGAAUUAGACAUCAUUACUUAAUUAUUAGUGUCCUGGCAGCUGACUGGCUUUUCAGCACUAAUAUACUGCCUUAAGUCUUGCUCUGUCUGGGGAUAGAAGACCAGAAAGGAAAAAAAAAAUAGGCACUUUACAUUUGUAGCACCUGGUGGAAUAAAAGCACAUUAAAUUUGAAUUAAAAGACUUUUAGUGCCAGAUAUCCUUGUGCCAAGAUGGACGAAACACAUAACAACAGGACUUCCUUGGCGAAAGGUGCCAAGGACAUCGCUAAGGAAGCCAAGAGGCAUGCUGCCAAAAAUUUCAACAAAGUUGCUGAUCGUGCCUCAGAUGAAUACUCAACUCAUCGCAGCUACAACCGCUUCCAGAAUGAGGACGAAGAUGAGGACAACUACAAUACUUACGGUCAGCAAGACGGUCGCUACGCUGACAAUGCAGCCAACGAAGAGGAUGGGGCCUCCAGUGAUGCCACAGAGGGCCACGAUGAUGAAGACGAGAUUUACGAGGGGGAGUACCAAGGCGUUCCAGGCCACAGUGAUGGGAAGUUGCGGGACGGCCAGGUGGCUCUGGGCCAGCCGGUUUCUGACAGCCUAAAGAGCCGCAAGGAGCUGGAAAAUGAGAGACAGGCAGACGAGGAGGAGCUCGCCCAGCAGUAUGAGCUGAUCAUGCAGGAGUGUGGCCACGGAAGAUUCCAGUGGCAGCUGUUCUUUGUUCUUGGGUUGGCGCUCAUGUCAGAUGGCGUGGAGGUGUUCGUAGUGGGCUUUGUCCUACCCAGUGCUGAGACAGACAUGUGUGUCCCCAACUCUGGUGCUGGAUGGCUUGGUAGUAUUGUGUAUCUGGGGAUGAUGUUUGGAGCCUUCUUUUGGGGCGGUCUCUCAGACAAGGUGGGCCGCAGGCAGUGUUUGCUGAUAUCCAUGUCCUUCAAUGGCUUCUUCGCCUUCCUGUCCUCCUUUGUACAAGGCUACAGUAUGUUCCUCUUCUGCCGCAUGGUAUCUGGCUUUGGGAUUGGUGGAGCGGUACCAAUCGUAUUCUCGUACUUUGCGGAGGUGUUGGCUCGGGAGAAGAGAGGAGAGCAUCUGAGCUGGCUCUGCAUGUUCUGGAUGAUCGGAGGAAUUUACGCCUCAGCCAUGGCCUGGGCCAUCAUCCCACACUACGGUUGGAGCUUCAGCAUGGGUUCGGCCUACCAGUUCCACAGCUGGAGAGUGUUUGUGGUGGUGUGUGCGCUGCCGUGUGUCUCUGCAGUGGUGGCUCUCACUUUUAUGCCUGAGAGCCCCCGCUUUUUCCUGGAGAUGGGUAAACACGACGAGGCCUGGAUGGUGCUUAAACACAUCCACGACACCAACAUGCGUGCCCGCGGAGAGCCCGAGAGAGUCUUCACUGUGAACAGGAUAAAAAUCCCCAAACAACUGGACGAGCUUGUGGAGAUGCAGAAUGAGUCAGCCAACCCUGUACUCAAGGUCCUCUUCAAGAUCAAGGCUGAGCUCAGAGGAAUAUGGUUGACUUUUAUGAGAUGCUUCAACUACCCAGUGAGAGACAACACUAUAAAACUGGCUGCAGUCUGGUUUACUCUGUCUUUUGGGUACUACGGGCUGUCGGUGUGGUUCCCAGAUGUCAUUAAACACCUUCAGGCCGACGAGUACGCCUCUAGAGUGAAGAUCCACAACAACGAACGCAUUGAAGACUUCACCUUUAACUUUACCCUGGAGAACCAGAUCCACAGAAACGGAGUCUUUCUAAAUGACAGGUUCAUCAGUAUGAAGUUUAAGGCGGUCACAUUCAUCGACUCAUCUUUUCUCAACUGCUAUUUUGAAGAUGUCUCCUCCCUAGCAUCUUACUUCAAAAACUGUACCUUUGUAGACUCCUUCUUUUUCAACACGGAUAUCGACGACACCAAACUAACAAAUUCCCGAGUGAUCAACAGCUCCUUCCACCACAACAAGACAGGCUGUCAGAUGACGUACGAUGACGACUACAGUGCCUACUGGGUCUAUUUUGUCAACUUCCUGGGAACGCUGGCUGUGCUGCCUGGAAACAUCGUCUCUGCCCUCCUCAUGGACAAAAUAGGACGCCUCAGCAUGUUAGGAGGCUCCAUGGUGCUGUCAGGCAUCAGCUGCUUCUUCCUUUGGUUUGGCACCAGUGAGUCCAUGAUGAUCUUCAUGCUCUGUCUCUACAAUGGCCUUAGUAUCUCUGCCUGGAACUCCCUUGAUGUGGUCACCACUGAGCUGUACCCAACAGACAGGAGGGGUACAGGCUUUGGCUUCUGUAAUGCCAUGUGUAAGCUGGCAGCAGUGCUGGGCAACCUGAUCUUUGGCUCACUGGUUGGCAUCACCAAGGCAAUCCCCAUCCUGAUGGCAUCGUCUGUGUUGGUUGGCGGCGGCCUGGUGGGGCUCCGACUGCCAGACACACGUGCCAAUGUCCUCAUGUAAACCUCAACACAGAACAGCGUGUUGUUUACCAGGUGUUUACUCACUUCACUGAAUAACCACUCACUUAUGGACUAUGAUUUAUUAGGUUAUCACUGAAACUAGCACAGCAUUCAUCCCACUUGUAUUUAUUAUUUGAUUAAUAAUUUGAUUGUGUACUUACACAGUACAGGACAAGUUAUUGUUAUUCUGUUAUGUAUGAGUAAAGUACCUGGUAAAUAACAAAGGAUAAUAAAAUGCAGUUUAAUUUAACAAUGAGCUGUAGAUAUAAAGACUUUAAGGGUAACUUAGGUAUUUUUCAACCUGGACCCUAUUUUCUAUGUUUUUGUGUCAAAGUGAUUAAUGGGAACAACAAUGACUUUUUGCCACUGACAGGCUCAGAUUGUUAUUGUAAGUGUCUGACAACCUUAUGGCAAGGACAGCGCUGAAAUGACCAUCCCCAAAACCCACCAGACUUUAUUUAAACAAACAGUAAUUUUAUCAUGGUAAAACACACUUCGUUCAUAGUCAACAGACACAAAAUAAAACUCACAUAAACCAUCUUGAUUCGUCUCUCCACUGCCAAUCACCAUCUCUGCUUUGGUUGAAAUAAACCCUUAAUUCAACAACUGGAUGUGAAAAUAUGCUGGCUACAUAUGCACUAAAAUCGGAUCUUACUUUUUAACAAAAAGGUUGAUCUCUGUAGAAUAAUUUCCAUAAUGUCAGACACUUAGAAUAACAACCAGAGCCUGUCAGUGGUUAAAACAACAACAACAACAACAACAACAACAAAAAACGGCACUUUUAGUGGACAUAAAUUAAUGGUGCACAGAUGCCCUGAGUGGUUACAUUGCAGCCUGUUUGCACUGCUUUCUGCAGCACUCUUGCUCAACACUGGAACAAUUUCAAAAAUUGAAUAUUCUCAUUAGUCAUUUCGACGUAGUAACAUUGGAAAAUAGCGUCCAGGUUGAAAAAUACUGAACCUAACCUUUAAGACUACAAUCGAGGGUGAGGAAUUUACCAAAUGUUGGUGGCUGGUUGCCAAAGCCCUGGGCAUUCCUGCAGGAACUGGGAGGCUACUGUUCAGAAACAAGUAUGAAUUAUCAGUGGUGAUAGAAUUCUGUAUAUCAGCAGCUCAUUAGCUGUUUCACACAUGCAACCCACACAUGCAUGUGUCAAAGCUGCAAAAGGCUUGGACCUCCCACAACCUCCCCCUCCAAAUCCUGCCCAGUCUCACUCAGAUUAAAGGGAUAGAGUGAUAUUUUUGGAAAUAACUUAUUCAGAGCUAAAAAGCCAAAACUAGCAGCUGCUUAGCUUAGCUUAGCUUAGCUGAAAGACUAGAAGCAGGUGAAAAGAGCCUUGCCCUGUCGACAGGUACAGUAGCAAAGUCUGCCCACCAGCACCUUUAAAACUCACUAAUUAACGUGUUGUAGCUUGUUUGUUUCAUCCUUUGCAAAAAUGGAAGCAUAGAAAUAAAAAGCAGUGGUUUUAAAGGGGAUUGUGAGCCAGACUGUUUCAUGGUCAGGUGCAGAGCCAGGUUAGCUGUCUGGCUCUGCUUCCAGUCUUUAUGCUAAGCUUAGCUAAGUGGCUGCUAGCAGUAGCGUUAUGUUUAACAUACAGAUAUGAGAGUGGUAUCAAUGUUUUCAUCUUACUCUCAGCAAGGAAGUGUGUAUAGUUCAACAAAAUGUCAAGCUAUUCCUUUAAGUAUAAGUAAUUAUGUGUUUAUUACAUGUUUAUUUAUAUAUUAAGUAAUUUUGUGUGUAAUUUAUUGCUUCACAAGUUCAUGUUUGAAGGCCAAAUGUCGAAGGUGCUUUUGACUUUUGUUACCUGUGAUCAGUAUUCCAAUAAUGGUUGACGACGUUCAAGCCUUUUGCCACAAUUUGCAAGAAUGACAAGGCCAUAAGAAAAAAAAAAUAAACAAAAAAUCAAUAAACUAGUUUAGUCAAUACCGGCAACUUCAGCAGCUACAUUUCUAAAGUGAAAAGAAGUUUACAUUUUCUGCUUUUUACAGUAAGAGACUUUUGAGAUUGGAAACCUUUUGUCUGAAUGCUUUCUCUCUGCCUCUCUCGUGUCUGUGUUGUGUUCGUCUCGUUGCGCUGAGCUCGCCACGAAGGGUUCCGCUCUCCGUUUGCAGUCCGACCUUGUCAAGAAGAAUUUAUACUCUGCUGUUAUUAUCUGCUCUUCUCCUUGUUUUUUUCCCCUCUCUAUCUGUCUCACCAUCUUUCCUCAUAGUGUUUCUCAUCCAGUCUUGUCCUCUUGCUCUGUUUAUCUCUUUCUGCCUUGCUGCUGCUCCCUCCAAAAACUCAAAGGCCUUUCUCAAAUGUCGUGCCUCUCUCCAUUGAGCCCGUCUCUCCUUCCAAACCUUUGCUGGAAGCUUUGCUGCUCUCUCCUGCUUUUUUUUGUGUGUCUCAUUUCUACUGCAGUGUGUGUGUGUGUGUGUGUGUGUGUGUGUGUGUGUGAGUCCAGACAAACCCUAAUAAGUUCCUGUGACCAUCAUAUGUAGAAAGCCAUGUCUUUUUUGUUUUGUUUUCUAUACCAGGGAGCUGGGUGUUUUUGGAGGAUUUGAACCACAUGAUUAAGUGAAAUUAAAAGCCAUGCUUAAAGGAUCAGUUCACCCAAAUUCCAAAAAAACAUACUUAAUAGCUAUACAAUAAUAAAUAAUAAAUGUGGACCUUAUGAGGUCACCAAAGUCAGUAGAAUUCAUCGUCUGGGGACCCUGACUGUACCAUGAGUUGUUGUUGAGAUAUUUCAGUCUGAACUGAGACAUAAAGUUUUCUCAUAUGAACUCCAGACAUUGCCCAGAGUUUGCAUUUCACACAUGUAACACACAACAGGAGAUUGUGUCAGAAGUGUUCUCACCUACUGGAAAAACUCUGUAUGGUUUAGGCGAAGGAUGCCGCUGGGGUAGAGUAUGCAAGAGAAAAGACAUGACGCGGAUUACACCGCCAUCACGUAGCUGGUUUAUCUGAAACAUCAUCAACAUGCCUAUUCACUCACUGUGAAUUCUCCGGACAAUAACCUGCUUUAUUCACACAUUAAAUGUCUGAUUCAACUGAUUUGGACAUUUGCUUUCUUACAUACAGCUUCUCCGAGUAAUGUCUAGAUAAUUUCAGGUUUGCAGCGCUUGUGUAAAAGGAGCUUAUCUUUCUCACAUUAGUAUCCUGGUCAUUUUGGGUAAUCCACAGAGCACACUGUCCAUCCAGAGUUACUGGUGUUGUUUCUGACACAAACUCUUAACACUGCAUUACAAGGUGACUGGCACCAAAUGUGUUAAAAUUCUAUGUCAGCAAUAAGGAAACAAUGCCAAUGCAAAGUCAAUGAGAAUCUUUUAUUGAGGUGGACAUACAAGUUAAGUAAGAGCACAGAAGUCCAUGUAGGGUGAGUGGGAGUGGUGAAUGGGUUCAACAAGUUUCAAGCAGGACACUGCUGUUCAUGUCUUAGCUAAAAGUCAGUAUAGUUAGGUGACUUUAUGGACUUUACAUAACUGUACAAAGUACUACAUGGAGGUACUUUAAGGAACUAUGCAAAGUAUGCAAGUUUAUGUGACUUAGGUCCCAUACCUAGUUAUUUUUCCCCAACCUACAAUCUUUUCCUAAACUUAAAGAUGCAGGAUUGUCAGUUACUGUUUGCAGACACGUUCGCCAGCAAAAGUGAAAGUAAUGCCCAACCACAUUCACCUGACACCUGGUCCUACCGAGCCCUAACCUCACCUGAGCGCUGUGGGGGUACCAACCCAUUAACUUCACAAACACAGAAAAUAAGAGGAAAGUAAGAAGAUCCAUGCAGAAGGCAGAGUCUCUGCAGAUAAAUACACCACCACCACACACUGAGAGGAGGUCAUAAGUGAUGAUAAAGAUAGAUUACUUUUGUAUGAGUCGAUACAUUAAUUUUUUUUUUUAGAAAAAUCUUGCAUAGUACACCUUUAACCAAGUACUUUUUUGUUCUCUAAACUGGAACUGUUUCACAGCAUUAUCUCUUUCAAAUAGCGUAUUCGGUUUGACCCCCGACAUUUCCUGACCAAGUAACGCGCUGUUAGAGGUUGUCACCAUUUCAGGAAUCUCUGUGAGACUGUUGCCUUAUCUGUAAAGAGAAUAUAAAACUCAAUAUCUUAUAUAAAUAUAAGAUAAUAUGUCAACAAUAAGUCAAGACAACACUACUGUAGGUUAUCAGUCAGAUAGGCCUGUGUGCACAGUGGCAUCAUGGGAAGAUCCGUCUCCUGCAGACAUCCUGUCUACUACUGGUGUUUCUCCUCCAGUUGUCGGCACCUCUCCUUCUCUUCCCUCUACCUCAGCACACGGUCCUCUAUCCUCCUCUACAGCAGCAGAGGGCUCUCUUACAGGCUCGUGGUCUCCUCCAGCUGCCUGUUCAUUCCUCUUUAUCAGCACACAGCCAAGAUCACAAUGCUAUGGCUAAUUGAAUUGUGAUUUGUGGCAUUAAAAAACGCAAUAUGAUUUGUUGCUCUACAGUGUGCUGAUCAUCGUAGCUAUGCGCAGGAAACCUCUGUGACUUCCCUGGCUUAUGUCUUGUUAGGCCCUGGGACUUUAGCUCCAGUAUGGUCGUACACCCUUCUCCAUUGUAAUGAGGUGGAGGCAGAAAUCUUAGAGAAGGUUAACUGGUCAGAUAAAAUAAUAAUAAUAAUAAUCAGUUUGGCUUGACACCUCUUGAGAUAAAUAAGAAAAUAUGUGCUUUUGUGAUUUGGGUGAACACUCCCUUUAAAACCUCAAAUGAAUGGAACUAUUGCUGCUACAAUGUUAAAAUGCAUUAGGUAAUUUGUAAAAAUAAAAACAUGUUCUGAGUUUGUUUAAUCACACAAAAAAGUCAGAUAAGUGAAAAGUACAGUACUGUUAUAUUCAGUUAUGUUGGAGUCAGUUAUAUGAUGAUGAUAUUUAGUGUCAACAUAGAGUAUGUGAUGUUAUGUUGCCAUAUUUCUUAUUCUAGAAAGCAAAUUUGUGACCUAGGACAUGCAGCUUUUUCCUUUUUUUUUGGACUGAAAUGCAACUGUUUCAAGAUCUGGUUUCCUGAUGUUUAAUGCUUUAUCUGCAUUUGUCUGCUCAUCCACAUCGUCUCCUCCACCUGUGCUGAACAAAGUCACUGUUUCCAAAAAGAAAUCCUGCAUGUUUGUUACUGAAGUGCUUCUGUUGUGUGUGCUUUUUCCAUUUUGGUGUCUUUGCUGUUCCUCCGCGGGGGAGAACAGACAUGUGAUUCCCGGGUCAAAGGUGAAUGUAUCAUUCUUGUGCGUCGUCAUGUUCGUUGUGGACAGGUGUUCAUUAUCAGUUGACUUCUGGGUCAUUGUGAAAGGGCAUGCUAGUGGUGAGAUGACUGUAUGUACUACAAAGUGUUAACCAGCAGGGGUGGUCAAAUCUGCUCUCUGGGAAGGUUUCCAGUGAGAUUCAUUACUAUCAUAAAGUCAGUGAAGCAGGAAUGAAAUUGAGUUGUGACUUUCAGAUUUGAAAACCUCUGCUGACAAACACAAUGUGGAGGUGUGUGUAAAAACUGUUACCUGUCCUUGAUAUGAUUUAUUUUGAUAAGAAAAGGAUCAAGUGGAUGCAGUGUAAAGGUGGAUUCCUCUGGUGUCUACAUAUUGAAUAAAGAGUUUCAUUUGAACAGC
Messenger RNA from Epinephelus fuscoguttatus (brown-marbled grouper), 8258 nucleotides. RefSeq names its product synaptic vesicle glycoprotein 2C-like. Gene Ontology annotation, molecular function: transmembrane transporter activity. Lineage: Eukaryota; Metazoa; Chordata; Actinopteri; Perciformes; Serranidae. Gene Ontology annotation, cellular component: membrane. The record is from RefSeq and is a predicted model, not a curated record. Bases 464 to 2674 code for a protein of 736 amino acids. The transcript is spliced from 13 exons. Gene Ontology annotation, biological process: transmembrane transport; chemical synaptic transmission.